UAAAAUUUAAACAUAUGAAAGCAACAUUGUUGAUGGUCUUAACACUCUUGGUGUUAGGUAAUUCUUAGUAGGUAGACAUCCACGCUAAAGAUGUCUAUUUAAUUGUGAAAGGAGUUGUAGAAGGAGUGCAAGUUGAUGAUCACGUAGAAGUAAAAGAAAUAGUGUCUUGCUUAAACGAUUCAGAAGAAUUAAUUAAUAAUAUUGUCAAAGCUAUCUCAAAUUUAGAGACUUAAACCUUUGAGGGAGUCAAAGAAGGAAUCAAAUUAAUUGGAGUAGCCAUUUAAUAAAUUCCAGACGCCAUCACUGCAUGUGAAUCUGGAUCCGAGGAAAUGGUAGCUUUAUCAAAACUUCUCACUAACAUGUUAGAACAAUUGAGAAGCCCAUGGACAUUCUCAUAUAAAAUCGGUUAUAAUUUAAUUGUGAAUGGUCUAGAUAUCUAUAAGGAAAUCAGCACUGCUAUAAAAGACUGGAAAUCAGAAAUCUAUGAAGAUUUUGGAAAACAGAUUGGAUUUGUUCUGGUUUAACUACUUAAGGAAACAAAAAAUAUUGAGGCUGUUAUUCUUGAUGACGAAGUUGUAGGAAUAGUAUUUGAAGGACUACUUGAUGGAAUCGUAGAUGCAAGUGGAAUCAAAGCCAAAGACAUUAAAGCCUGUUUAAAUGUAGCUGGUGGAAUUGUGAUAGAUUUUGAAAAAGCUGUUAGACUCUUAGAAGAUGGUUCUGUCUCAAGUGUCAUCUAAGCUUUACAAUCAUUUGUAGAAGGCAUCUCUGAGUUCCCAAAGGCUCUCGAGACUUGCUAGUCUUCUUCUCAAGACGCUUUAAAGUUGGCUGAAAAAAUCAAAGUAUUAAUUGAAGCCUUACAAAACCCAACUUCUUUCAUCUAUCAUAUUGGAAAAGAUUUAAUUGUUAAUGGAAAGGACAUCUAUUAGGAGAUAUUUGCUGCUGUUGAUGAUUGGAAGUAUGGAAAUUGGAAUGAUUUCGGUUUCUAAUUGGGCAAGGCAAUGGAAUAAAUCUUCGUAGGACUCCAACAAAAUAAAUUAAAUUACGAAUGAAAUAUAUAAAUUUAAUACUAAUUUUAAAUCAAAAUUUUUGUUA
Molecule: messenger RNA, 1092 nt
Organism: Paramecium tetraurelia
Lineage: Eukaryota; Ciliophora; Oligohymenophorea; Peniculida; Parameciidae
Exons: 4
Source: RefSeq, a predicted model, not a curated record